Rhea pennata is the source of this 3610-nucleotide messenger RNA. RefSeq names its product integrin subunit alpha 10 (gene ITGA10). Gene Ontology annotation, molecular function: integrin binding. The transcript has 30 exons. NCBI's taxonomy places the organism in Eukaryota, Metazoa, Chordata, Aves, Rheiformes, Rheidae. Bases 23 to 3520 code for a protein of 1165 amino acids. The record is from RefSeq and is a predicted model, not a curated record. Gene Ontology annotation, cellular component: integrin complex; external side of plasma membrane. Gene Ontology annotation, biological process: cell adhesion mediated by integrin; cell-cell adhesion; integrin-mediated signaling pathway.
CCGGCGGCACCGCGGCGGGGCCAUGGCGGGCAGCGGGCGCUGGCGCCUGCUCCUCAUGCUCCUGCUGCUCCCAGGGCUCUGCGCCGCCUUCAACGUCGACGUGAGCAGCCCCCGGCUCUUCCCGGGGCCGCCCGAGGCUCAGUUCGGCUACAAGGUGCUGCAGCGGGCGGCCGGCGGGCGCAAAUGGCUGCUGGUGGGAGCCCCCUGGGACGGGCCGGCCGGCGACCGCCGCGGCGACGUCUACAAGUGCCUCGUGGGAGCCGCCAACGGCACGUGCGCCAAAGCCAACUUGGGCGACGCAGCCCUGCAGCGCGUCCCCCUCCCCGCCAAAAACAUGCAUUUCGGCAUGACCCUGCUGGAGGGCCCUGACGGCGGCUUCGUGGCCUGCGCCCCGCUCUGGUCCCAGGAGUGCGGCACCUCCGUCUUCAGCACCGGCGUCUGCACCCGGCUGGACGGCGACCUGCGGCCCGUGGAGACGUUGGCGCCCACGGCCCAGCGCUGCUCCACCUACAUGGACAUCGUCAUCGUGCUGGACGGCUCCAACAGCAUCUACCCCUGGUACGAGGUGCAGAACUUCCUCAGCAACGUCCUCAGCAAGUUCUUCAUCGGGCCCGGCCAGAUCCAGGUCGGGGUGCUGCAGUACGGGGAGCGCGCGGUGCACGAGUGGACGCUGGGCCAGUACCGCACGGCGCGGGAGGUGGUCGAGGCUGCCAGGAACCUGAGCCGGCAGGAGGGCCGCGAGACGCGCACCGCCUUCGCCGUCCGCCGCGCCUGCACCGAAGCCUUCAGCCCCGAGCGGGGCGGCCGGCGGGACGCCGCCAGGCUCAUGAUCGUGGUGACGGACGGCGAGUCGCACGACGGCGACGAGCUGCCCGCCGCCUUGGAGGAGUGCGACAAGCGCAAUGUCACCCGCUACGCCAUCGCGGUGCUGGGCCACUACCUCCGGCGGCAGCAGGACCCCGAGGACUUCAUCCGCGAGAUCAAGUCCAUCGCCAGCGACCCCGACGAGAAGUAUUUCUUCAACGUCACCGACGAGGCCGCCCUCAAUGACAUCGUGGACGCGCUGGGCGACCGCAUCUUCAGCCUCGAAGGGACCCGCGGCAACAACGCCAGCUCCUUCCAGCUGGAGAUGUCCCAGAUCGGCUUCUCCACCCACCUCCUGGAGGACGGCAUCCUUUUCGGCAUGGUCGGAGCCUACGACUGGGACGGCGCCGUGCUCAAGGAGGGCCGCGGCGGCCGCAUCGUCCCCCCGCGGAAAGCCUUCGAGGAGGAGUUCCCGCUGGAGCUGAAGAAUCACGCUGCUUAUCUGGGCUACGCCGUGUCCUCGCUCCGGCUGCGCGGCGGGAAGCGCCUCUACGUGGCCGGGGCCCCUCGCUUCCAGCACAAGGGCAAGGUGAUCGUCUUCGAGCUGGGCGCCGCGGGGGACGUGGCGGUGGCCCAGGCGCUGGUGGGUGAGCAGAUCGGCUCCUACUUCGGCAGCGAGGUGUGCGCCCUGGACGCGGACGGCGACGGGGCCACCGACGUGCUGCUCGUGGCCGCCCCCAUGUACCUGGGCGCCCAGAGCAAGGAGACCGGCCGCGUUUACGUCUACCGAGUGGGGCAGCGGCUCCUGGCCCCCGCCGGGACGCUGCACGCCGACAAGAAGCCGCAGGACUCCCGCUUCGGCUACGCCCUGGCCGCCGUGCCGGACCUCAACCACGACGGCUUCAACGACGUGCUGGUGGGGGCACCGCUGGAGGACGGCCACCGCGGCACCGUGUACGUCUACCACGGCGCCCCGGGCGCCCUCCUGCCCCACUACAAGCAGCGCAUCGAGGCCGCGGCGCUGAGCCAGAGCCUCAGCUAUUUCGGGCGCAGCCUGGACGGGCGGAUGGACCUGGACGGCGACGGGCUGGUGGACCUGGCCGUGGGGGCGCAGGGGGCGGCCGUGGUCCUGCGCUCCCGCCGGAUCAUCCAGGUCAACGCGUCGCUGACGGUGGAGCCGCCGGCCAUCAGCGUCGUCCAGAAGAACUGCCAGCGGGGCGGCGCCGACGCCGUCUGCCUCCGCGCCAAGGUCUGCUUCCGGGCCGGGACGCGAGCCCGGGGCCGCUGGGACAGGGACAUCGAUCUCCAGUACAACGUGUCCCUGGAGGAGCGGACGCCGGGCGCCCGGGCCGCCUUCGACUCCUCGGCCCGGCGCCUCCUGCAGAAGCGGCUCGAGCUCUCGCUGGGGCGGCAGAGCUGCGUCCGGUUCCCCUUCCACGUCCUGGACACCACGGACUAUCUGAGACCCCUCAACUUCACCGUGACGUUGGGCCUGGCCGAAUCCGCCCCGGGCCCCGUGCUGGAUGAGAACUCUCCCACCACCGUGCGGAAACUGAUCCCCUUCUUCAAGGACUGCGGCGACGAUGACGAGUGCGUCACGGACCUGGUGCUCCGGGCGAGCAUGGACAUCACGGGCUCCAGGCAGAGCCCCCACGUCCUCCGCAAGGGCAGGAGGAAGGUGGUGGUGGACGUGGCCCUGGAGAACAAGAAGGAGAACGCCUACAACACCAGCCUGCAGCUCCGCUUCUCCAGGAACCUGCACUUCUCCAGCCUUGCGCUCCAGGACAAGAGCCAGGUGAAGCUGGAGUGCACGGCGCUGGCGGGACACGGCCGCCUCUGCAGCGUCGGCUACCCCGUCUUCCGCUCGCUGGCCAAGGUCACCUUCACCCUGGAGUUCGAGUUCAGCUGCUCCGUCCUGCUCGACCAAGCCGAGGUCGAGCUCGUGGCCGGCAGCGACAGCGCCGAGGCCAACGCCACGCUGCACGACAACGCGGUGCAGCUCGCCGCCGCCAUCCGCUACGAGCCCGACCUCUUCCUCUCCAGCGACGCCAACCUGCACCGCUACGAGGUGCGUCCGCCCGGCGCCUUCCCCCACGGCCCCGGGCCCGAAUUCAAGACCACGGUCAAGGUCCAGAACUUGGGCUGCUACCCGGUGCGAAACCUCACCCUCCGCAUGGCCCUGCCGGCGCUCGGCUACCGCGGCGCCGCCUUCCUCUCCGUCACCCGCGUCAUCGCCGACAACGCGAGCUGCGUGCUGCGCGCCCCGGGCGAGGAGCCGCGGGCGCCCGCCGCGGUCCCCGUGCACCCCGAGGACCUGCUGCGCGUGGAGAGGCUGAACUGCAGCAACGCCGGGUGCCAGGUGCUGAGCUGCGAGCUGGGGCGGCUGGAGCGCGGCGGCGACGUCUCCGUCCACGUCCUCCGCGCCGUGCACGACGCCUUCUUCCGCGCGGCUCGCUUCAGGAGCGUGAAAAUCAUCAGCACCGUCUCGCUGCUGGCGCCCGCCAGCAGCCCGCUGCUCCUGGAGCGGACGGCGCGGCGGCGCGAGACGGUGCUCGAAAUCCUGCAGCCCAAGCGGGUCCCCGUCUCGCUCUGGAUCCUGGUGGGCAGCAUCGUCGGGGGGCUGCUCCUGCUGGCGCUGAUCGUCUUCGGCCUCUGGAAGCUGGGCUUCUUCAGCCGCAAGAAGCUCCCCGAGGAGGAGGCGGAGGAGGAGCAGUGAGAGCAGGCGCCGGCGAGGACCGUCUCGCCUCCGGCCUCGGCGCCGAGGGCGACGCCGGCGCCCGCACGCAGCCAGGUGAGGUUGGGGUCC